Trichophyton rubrum CBS 118892 is the source of this 6884-nucleotide messenger RNA. RefSeq lists its product as uncharacterized. The transcript has 2 exons. Gene Ontology annotation, biological process: DNA-templated transcription. The record is from RefSeq and is a predicted model, not a curated record. NCBI's taxonomy places the organism in Eukaryota, Fungi, Ascomycota, Eurotiomycetes, Onygenales, Arthrodermataceae. Gene Ontology annotation, molecular function: DNA-directed RNA polymerase activity; ribonucleoside binding; DNA binding. Gene Ontology annotation, cellular component: RNA polymerase II, core complex. Bases 233 to 4009 code for a protein of 1258 amino acids.
UCAACGAGGUCUCUGUUGCUGGAGAGAGCUUCUUCACCUGCGCAACCCUCGAAGCCGUCACUCCUACAACACCACAUUUCACCCGGCGCGGCAGUGAGUGACUGAAUUUAUGUUGAUGAAGGCCGCUUUUACUUCCUGUUGAUAUCUGGCUGCUCAGUUUAGAUCCCUCUGGGGAUCGGAUUGCUGAACCUGUCGCGCGCACGGAAUUUCUAAUCGGCAACGCAUCGCCAUCAUGGAGUAUGCAGACGAAUAUGGGGACGACGUUUACUACGAGGCGGAGGAAGGAAUUACGUCCGAAGACUGCUGGACGGUAAUCUCGGCCUUUUUUGAGUCCAAGGGUUUGGUCUCUCAGCAGCUAGAUUCGUUCGAUGAGUUUAUCUCGACUACUAUGCAGGAGCUGGUGGAAGAGCAGGGCCAGGUUACACUUGAUCAAACAGUACCUCCCAGCGAUGAUGAACCCGAUCCCGUUGUUUUACGCCGUUAUGAGCUUAAAUUUGGUACCGUUAUGUUGGCUCGACCUUCUAUGACGGAAGGAGAUGGCGCGACCAGUAUCAUGUUGCCGCAGGAAGCCCGUCUUCGAAAUCUCACUUAUGCCAGCCCUCUCUAUCUUGGUAUCUCAAAAAAGAUUAUGGAAGGCCGGGAACGUCUACUAUCGGAAAGAGACGAAGAGGAAGAAGAAAUUGAAGAAAAGGGUGAUGAAGAGAGACGGAACCGCGGAACAUAUUUACACUGGGAACGCAAGCCAACCAUGGAGGACGAAGCGGAAGAGGAAAAUAUAUUCAUUGGAAAGAUGCCCAUCAUGCUCAAAUCAAAGUACUGCAUCCUCAAAGACCUUGGUGAGCAAGCGCUCUACAACUGGAAUGAGUGCCCAUAUGAUUCGGGCGGUUACUUCGUCAUCAACGGAAGUGAGAAAGUUUUAAUUGCGCAAGAACGCAGUGCUGGAAACAUUGUACAAGUCUUCAAGAAAGCUCCUCCAAGUCCAACUCCUUACGUCGCCGAAAUCCGAAGUGCGGUCGAAAAGGGUUCCAGAAUCCUCUCUCAGCUCUCCAUCAAGCUUUUCUCCAAAGGAGACAGUGCCAAGGGUGGAUUUGGUCCAACAAUUAGAUCGACCCUUCCUUAUAUCAAGACCGAUAUCCCGAUCGUCGUCGUAUUCCGCGCGCUUGGUGUUGUGUCUGACGAGGAUAUCUUGAACCAUAUUUGCUAUGAUCGUAACGACACAUCCAUGUUGGAAAUGCUCAAGCCGUGUAUUGAAGAAGGUUUCGUUAUUCAGGACCGUGAAGUUGCCCUCGACUUCAUAAGUAAGAGAGGAUCCUCACCAAUGAGCAUGAACCAAGAGAAGCGAGUUCGAUAUGCUAGAGACAUCAUCCAAAAGGAAUUCCUACCUCAUAUUUCGCAGAGCGAGGGUAGUGAAACUCGAAAAGCCUUCUUUUUGGGCUACAUGGUCCACCGCCUGCUUCAAUGUGCGCUCGGACGCCGUGAUGUAGAUGAUCGAGAUCAUUUUGGAAAGAAACGCCUUGAUUUGGCUGGACCUUUGCUAGCAAACCUGUUCAGAGUUCUAUUUAUGAGACUCACCAAAGACCUUUACAAAUAUGUCCAGAGGUGUGUUGAAACUGGUAGACAACUUUAUUUGAACAUUGGCGUUAAGGCUAGCACCCUUACAGGCGGUCUUAAAUAUGCGCUUGCUACAGGAAACUGGGGUGAACAGAAGAAGGCAGCCAGCUCAAAGGCUGGUGUCUCACAGGUUCUUAACCGCUAUACGUAUGCCUCUACACUUUCCCAUCUUCGACGUACAAACACUCCUAUUGGCAGAGACGGUAAAAUUGCCAAACCUCGACAGCUUCAUAAUACCCAUUGGGGUCUUGUUUGCCCUGCUGAAACACCUGAAGGACAGGCUUGUGGUCUUGUCAAGAAUUUGGCACUCAUGUGUUGCAUUACUGUCGGUACCCCAAGCGAGCCUAUUAUCGACUUCAUGAUUCAGCGAAACAUGGAAGUCCUAGAAGAAUUCGAACCCCAAGUCUCACCUAAUUCUACAAAGGUAUUUGUGAACGGUGUGUGGGUGGGUGUACACAGAGAUCCCGCACAUCUUGUGGGAACAGUGCAGUCAUUAAGACGGCGAAACAUGAUUUCCCAUGAGGUCAGUUUGGUUUGGGAUAUUCGAGAUCGCGAGUUCAAAAUAUUCACCGAUGCCGGGCGUGUAUGCCGACCUCUCUUUGUAGUUGACAACGAUCCAAAGAGCGAGAACAGCGGGUCUCUUGUUCUUGUAAAAGAACAUAUCCAUAAACUCGAAGCAGACAAAGAACUUCCUCCGGAUCUUGAUCCAGAAGAGCGAAGGGAGAGACAUUUUGGUUGGGAUGGACUCGUUAAAUCUGGAGUCAUUGAAUAUGUCGAUGCGGAAGAAGAGGAGACGAUCAUGAUCGUCAUGACGCCUGAGGACUUGGAAGCAUCGAAGCAAUACCAAGCCGGUUAUGGCAUGCCUGAGGAGGAUACGACCGACCGUAACCGACGUGUGAAGUCGAAUCUCAGCCAAAAGGCCCAUACUUGGACUCAUUGUGAGAUUCACCCGAGUAUGAUAUUAGGCAUUUGUGCCAGUAUCAUUCCUUUCCCCGACCAUAACCAGUCUCCACGUAAUACAUACCAAUCUGCUAUGGGUAAGCAAGCUAUGGGUGUUUUUCUCACGAACUUCGAGCAGCGUAUGGAGACAAUGGCGAAUAUUCUCUAUUAUCCACAGAAACCUCUUGCAACGACUCGAUCCAUGGAAUUCCUCAAGUUCCGUGAACUGCCUGCAGGGCAGAACGUUAUUGUGGCUAUAGCAUGUUACUCCGGCUAUAACCAAGAAGAUUCUGUCAUCAUGAACCAAAGCAGUAUCGAUCGAGGCUUAUUCCGAAGUUUAUUCUACCGAACAUACACUGAUUCUGAGAAGAUGAUCGGGUUGACAGUCGUUGAGCGAUUUGAGAAACCAAUGAGGUCUGAUACUCUCAGGAUGAAACAUGGAACGUACGACAAAGUUGACGACGAUGGCAUUGUGUCGCCUGGAGUUCGUGUGUCCGGUGAAGAUAUCAUCAUUGGGAAGACCUCACCUUUAGCACCCGAGGCUGAAGAACUUGGUCAGCGAACGAAACAACAUACAAAGUUGGAUGUGUCAACUCCUCUUAGGAGCACGGAGAGUGGUAUCGUCGAUCAGGUACUUGUAUCCACAAGUAACGAUGACCUGAAAUUCGUGAAGGUGCGGAUGAGGACCACAAAGAUACCCCAGAUUGGCGACAAGUUUGCCUCUCGACACGGUCAAAAAGGUACUAUUGGUAUCACAUACCGGCACGAGGAUAUGCCAUUCACUAGAGAAGGCGUCACCCCCGAUUUGAUUAUCAACCCCCACGCCAUUCCAUCUCGUAUGACAAUUGCCCAUUUGAUCGAGUGUCAGCUGAGUAAAGUUUCGUCUCUUCGUGGAUAUGAAGGUGAUGCUACUCCUUUUACCGACGUUACUGUCGACUCCGUAUCCAGUUUGCUUCGUGAGCAUGGAUAUCAAUCACGUGGAUUUGAGGUGAUGUACAACGGGCACACGGGAAGAAAGCUGGUUGCUCAAGUAUUCCUGGGCCCUACAUACUAUCAGCGUUUGCGACACAUGGUGGAUGACAAGAUUCACGCCCGUGCCCGUGGCCCGACACAGAUUCUCACUCGACAGCCAGUGGAAGGUCGUGCUAGAGAUGGUGGCUUGCGAUUCGGAGAGAUGGAACGUGAUUGUAUGAUUGCGCAUGGAGCCAGUUCAUUUUUGAAGGAGAGAUUAUUUGAUGUAUCUGAUCCAUUCCGAGUACACAUCUGUGAUAUUUGCGGAUUGAUGACACCUAUCGCCAAGGUUAAGAAGGGUGACUUCGAAUGCCGAGCUUGCAGAAACAGGAACAAGAUUUCACAGGUGCAUAUACCAUAUGCCGCCAAGCUCUUAUUCCAGGAGUUAGCAUCCAUGAAUAUUGCGGCGCGCAUGUACACCAAACGAUCCGGUGUGUCGAUUCGAUAAGACGGCACUUUACGUUUCAGAAAAAAGUCACUUCUCUCUUCAUCGCACUCUCUCGACAACCCAUCAUCACUUCCUCCUCACCAUGGUACUGCGGGCAUCCGGGCCUCGCUUUCCUUCCCGACAUGACCCUUCUAUUCUCUUCUUUGUCUUACACAAACUGACUUUCCCCCUUUUGUUCUUCCGUUUCCUAGGCGUGUACCUGCUCAACCACUUCAAUAAUAUCUUCUCAUGGCAUGGCCCAGCGAAUUCUAUUAGUCUGUCUUGCAAUCAAUAAUUCUACUGCUUGGAUGGAAAGAGAUAGGCGCAAGUUCUUGAAAAAUACAAACAGGCAUUGUUUUUGUUACUAGUUAUUUGGUGAACAAAUCAGACUCGAUAAGAAUUUCACAAGAGUUCCUUAAAGCUAGAUAUCUGUGAUAUACCCACUCGCACCUAAACUAUCCCGGUCCCUAGGCAUUAAGUUUUUGGGUUUGAUCACAGCUCGAAGAUAUAUUUACCUCGCCUCUUUCGGGAAACAGCCACCAGUCACGUGCGCGUCUUUAGCAACCUCACUGUAACUGGCAUCUUCUAGUGGGUGAUUUAAUUCCAACGUAGAUUCAUUAACAACGACGUCGACUUUUUCUUCUAUUAUAAUGCUGUUUCUUAAUCACAGUGUCAGCGAAAGAGACUGUUUGAGAGGAAGAGAGAUUUUUGCCCAUAGGGGUAUUCUCUUCAUUCCAUGUCAGUAGAUGACACCAUGUGAAAAUACCCCGGGCAUGGGUAUCUCUCCCGCGCACUCUUCCUUUCUGCAUGAUGUGCCACACUGCAAUGCAGGUAGUAUGAUUUAUCCUUCAAUCCAUGUUGAGGAUGGUUACGAUGAAUUGCCGCGGGCGAGAGGAACCCUCAAAGUUUCGCUUGUACUCAGUAUGGUUAUGAUGAAGAAAAUGUAGCCGCAGUCAAUAACUCACUUCAGUUCACUCCACCUGCUGAUAGUGAAUAAGAAUGCCGUCGGGGAUUACGACAUCUACUGUCGGGUAAAACAUGAUCAUCAGGCAUCUGAUUGAAGAUCUCUUGAAAAAAAUCCUAGGCCCUUUCAUUCUGUUAUACCGGGUAGCCUAUUCCACUCUUACGACGAGAGAGAUACGAGGGGAAUGCAAUAAUACACGGAGACCAAUAGCCAAGUGCUUGAACAGGCCGCUUCAUGGUGCAAGAAAUACCGGUGAAUACAGGCAGAAACUGUUACCAAGGAACAGAAACAAUCUCAAUUGGUACACGGCUCAGAUCGAGCAUUCGUCGGAUCAUUCGAGGCGACCGGCAGAAAACAAGGAACGGACACACGGGCCAUGGAGUCCCUCUGAUGAAUUGUUCGAUGGGCGGGUGGAGUUGUCGAUUUCGUGUUGGAUCGAUUGACAGGCUCAAGAAAUUUGGGGGCCAAAUCGGCGAUUGGCCCCUCCAAAGCGAAAGCAAAAUGGACUGUCUGCCUUAGAGACACAACGCUUCUGUUACUUCGAUAUCCGCACUCCGACUCUUGGCUCCAUUCUGUUUAUGUACGGGUUCCGCCACUCCGUUAAGUUUGAGAUACGUAUUCAACUAUCUGUUAUGCACCCAAGAUGGGCUCAUGACCAGCCAAACGAUUAAGUUCAGUCACCAACCGAUGGUAUAUUGCCUCCAUAUGCUGUCAGAGGAAUUUGCUCUACCUGGCUAGCAGAUAAUUAUACGAACGGCUCUCGCUUCCUCUGCAGACCGACAAUGGCCUUUAGCGGAACGAAGCUAUACUUCACUUCAGAGAUCUGUACAGAGUAUAUGCACAAAGGCGGCAUGGAUUGAGAACGAACGUACAGGUGACUAUACCAAACUGGGGAGGCUGCACAAGCGGGAGAGCCUAUCUUACGAACCUUCUUCAUGAAGCUGUGCUAUAGGAUUAUGAAUAAUAAUCGAUCCUCCAAGGAAAUCGCUCAACAUCGAUCAGCAUACAAACAAUAUAUUAUUCCCUGGGUUAUCCCUUGCAACAAAAACACGGGCAUCUGUUGACUCUCAAGGUGGCGGGCCUGAAUAUGAUUUUAUGCAGCAGCACUUGAGCUAUACCGUGUUUGGAGCCGCAGUGCAGCCCAGUGAGAUAUUAUUUUCCUGGUCUAACUCUGCCACCAAUGACAGUCAUAGACCCCUGUCCCUGUUAUUCUGCACUCUUUCACCCAGCUGAUCAAUAAAAAUGGCUGGCAGCCCAUGCCUACAGGGAAGUACCAGGACACAUGCUUGGGUACAUUCUUUUUGGAUGCACUAGCCCACCACAACAAACUUCAAAGGGCUCAAGGAGACGAGAAGGGCAUGCAGGAAUGCAAGCUCCAACUCCCCCGUCGGUUCCGUUAUUGAGAGCUCUUCAGAAAUUUUUAAAUCCAAGCUACCUGUUACGCUACUCGCUGCGAGGGUGAAAGGGGCGACCCUGACCCUGUUGCGUUAUUGGAGCAAAGCAACCGUUAGGGCAGUCCUUCAGGUUGGGUCAACGCCGUUAGAUGUAUCAGCAACAAGCCUAAAGUGCGUGACGGGGACGUGGCAGGCAGAGGACGGCAUGAAGUCAACAUGGGUGUGGAGGUGUGUUCACACUGUGUGGUGUGCGGUUUGUGUCUGCUGCGUACGCCGCAGGUACUCCACCACCAGAUCUCUGCGGCAAGGUACCUGCCCCUCUUGUGCUACUAAAAAUACAACCGGCAUUGGCCGCCGAGCACACUCAUUGGCUGCAUGCAGUGUUUUGCAGUGUGAUGGGACCCACAUAUCCAGAUUAGGAUUAGUGCCAGAGCAUGAUCCUCACUUACACGACCUCUAGUUGGUUGAUCAAUUCUCCACCUGUCGGGACCCACAAAGCUACAGCCAAUAAACGGUAGUCUCUACCCGCCGUCUAUUC